Molecule: messenger RNA, 1109 nt
Organism: Manis pentadactyla (Chinese pangolin)
Lineage: Eukaryota; Metazoa; Chordata; Mammalia; Pholidota; Manidae
Product: nuclear envelope pore membrane protein POM 121-like
Exons: 7
Source: RefSeq, a predicted model, not a curated record
CCCCGCCCCGCCGGCUCCCUCGGCCCGCCGGGAUCGCAUUCCCCCUUCAGUACCCACUCGUUUCCUCGGGUCCCCACGGAGGCCUCAUCGCCGGGUCUGUGGGACUUCACCACACCACUUUGGCAUAACACAUCCAAGACGAUACCCAAUCCAGCAGGGCCGGUAUUCCUGUGUGCUUCCCACGCUGCCCCGGAGUGGCGGUCACAGGAAGCGUGUGCUGUGUCGUGGUAGUUCCAGAGUGGUGUGCAGGCCUUCGACAGUGAGGAUCGCUCCUCCCGGGAGCAACCUGGCUCGUUUUCCAAUAGCAGCGCAGAUCCCUAAGGCCCGAGACCCGUGGUCAAAGGAGGCUGUUCUGCUUGCCCUCCAAUGUUGGAAAAGGAAGAAAAGGACAGUGGAGGAGGAGGAAGACCAAACAUCUGCUGCUGGUCAGGAGGACAAAAGAAGGUGCCAUGACAGCAGUGGGAGUGGCCAUUCAGCUUUUAAGCCGGAGGUGGCCAACGGAGUCCCUGCUGCUUUUGUGCCUGAGCCUGGGCCUCUGCAGAGAGGCCUCAGUUCCCAGAGCUCAGAUGGCGAGCUGCGUAAGAGAACCUGCACCUCUGCUGUGAGCUGCUCGAAGGGCACGUGCACAUGUGGCAUCCGUAUGUCCAGCCGCAAUGCCAUUACCAGUUCCUACACUUCUACUGGAGGCAUCUCUCAGCCUCCAGCUCCCUGGAUCAGCGGCUCGAUCACGGUCGAAGAGUAUUACCAGGAGAAGCAAGCUCAGUCACAGUGGCUGAAGAGGAUCUUCGAGGAUAAGACUGCCACCACCUCGGACGUUGAAGCUGUGACCCAGACCACCAGCAGUGGUGGCAGCACCACCUCAUCCCAUGUCACAUCCGGGGUGUCAGCAGGCCCCGCUGGCAGCGGGGUCUUUGGGAUGAGCGUGUCAGCCCCCCACAGCAGCUCCACCACUGGGGUAUUCAACUUUGUGCCAGGAUGGAGUGGGAGAACUGGUGACACAGCCCCUUUCUGGGGAUGCCUGUGUCAGAACUCCCUGGGUGCAGCUGGCCAGAGCACACUGUUUGCCAUCUACGUGGCCAGCACACCUCAGAACACAUCUGUGCUUGCAG